GGAUAACCCCAUACGAAAGACUCAUACACAUAAAAUCUUUUUUUAUUUUCAUUUGUUUCAUUCAAGGAUAGCCUUUCCAAAAGGUGUCAACGAUACAACUUUUAUUUUGAAUGAAUAGAGCGUCGCACUUCCUUCUGCCAGCUUCAACCUGGCGAGGUUCGAUCGUUGUCCGCCGACGAAAGGACUUCGCGAAGAAGUAAAUAACCAGAAAACAAAAUGAAUACUGUCGAAAAGAAGCUCGCGGACUUGAUACGCGAACACCCGAAUCUGUACGACCAAUCCCGGCGGGACUACAAAGACAAUCUGAAGGGGCAUCUGUCGUGGAGAGACAUCGCAGAAAACAUGGGAAAGUCGGAGGAGGAGGUGAAGCUGAAAUGGAAAAAUCUACGCGACAAGUUCUGCAAGGCGAAGAAGCGACUCGCCAAGAGAAUCGCGCCUCUGCUCACAGACGACGAGAACCCGGUGGAGAGGCCCGUCCCGGUGCUGUACAACCAGCUGGCCUGGCUCAGCGCCUACGUCAAGCCCAAAGUAGAGCCUGGCACGGGGGAAGCCGACGAGGUAGCUGGAAGUGGUGAUGACGUGGACAAAGAGCAAGAUAAAGAUGAGAAGGAGCAGCAUUGUCCUCUGCCUGUCGUUACUACUAGCUUUUCUCUUGUGGAGUCCUGUCCAAACAACCAUCAGGAGAUGGGAGUCUCUCUUAAACGUAAAAGGCAAACAACCACAGAAACUGAGAUAAGCUCUGCAGAUGCCCUCACCAACCUCAGAGAUGAAGAUGAACUGUUUCUACUCAGCCUUCUGCCUUCACUGAAGAGGCUUACCAUUAAAAAAAGAAUGGAGGUACGGAUGAAAUUCCAGCAAGUGCUUUAUGCUGCAGAGUUUGAGGGCUAAAGGGCUCAUUAUGAGGCAUUACAAAUGGUGUGAUCAAUGGUAGGGCCUGUUAUGGUAUAAGUAUGAUUCUGCAAGCAUUGAACCUGUAAAUAGGUUUUUUUGGUUGUUUUUUACCAUUACAACUUUUUAAUAUUUAUCUUUUGACCACCACUGCUAUUAAUAAUAUCACUAUAUAGAUAUCUAUAAUUCAGUGUUGUAUCGAGAGCUUUAUUUCUGGGUUUGAAAAGUCUUUCAUUUUGAAUGUAGGUGAUGGAACCCCCUUUUGGUACUAGUUAUAAAAUGAGAGUAAACAUAGAGUUGUUGGUUCACUAGGUACACAUACGUAGUCAAAUGUAAUUCCACCAGAUAUACCAGCCUCCUAAUAACUCCCUCCUUUUCAAAGCUAAUCCUAAAAGCUAAUGUUCAUUCAACAUCAUGAAGUGAAAAAUAUUUUGUCCACACCCAUUUAUUGGGACUUGAGCAAAAUGUGUGUGCAAGUGUACUGUAGACUACCUGUUGACCUAGUAACUCAGAGUAAUGAACAAUCUGAGAAUGAAUUUGGUUGAAAAACCUUUCUAUUGAAAAAUAUCUUUUAUCUUUUACAUUUCAAGACGGCACACACAAAUGCCACAAUUAACUACCCUUUCAACGGUACCCGCACACAUUACCAUAUGUAUGAUAACAAAUCAAUUUCAGACAGCAGUUUGAAAUACCUGCAAAUAGAAAUACAGUUAUUUCCUUUUAACUUUAGCUCCACAUGGGGGAAGUUAGGAAACAGUAGAUUCCACCUAAGUUAGUUCUGUGAUGCUGCUCGUCAACACUGCCCGCUUCUUGUCAUCUGAUUUUUGUAGAUCAGACAAAACUCUCUGACUGUACAUAGAUAUCUCUCCUUCAUCUUUCUGAAUGGAGUCAUUUCUACUGUGUAUAUAU
Messenger RNA from Anarrhichthys ocellatus (wolf-eel), 1797 nucleotides. RefSeq lists its product as uncharacterized. The coding region runs from base 217 to 888 and encodes 223 amino acids. Gene Ontology annotation, molecular function: DNA binding. The record is from RefSeq and is a predicted model, not a curated record. Lineage: Eukaryota; Metazoa; Chordata; Actinopteri; Perciformes; Anarhichadidae. Gene Ontology annotation, cellular component: nucleus; transcription regulator complex. The transcript has 2 exons. Gene Ontology annotation, biological process: regulation of transcription by RNA polymerase II.